GGCACUGCAGUAAUAAAAGUAGUUACCGAUUUCUUGGUGUCAAUUUCACAGUAAUAAAGUCGGUGCAGUCAUUAAUGAUUAAGUCAUCUUCGAUUUUAUACGAGAGUCUUCAUGUAGAAAAUUCAAUUUUACGCGAAUUUAUUUCAGUUUGACCAUCAGCACAAAAUGAUACCAAAUUCAAUUUCACAGUGGCGUAAAAAGGCCUUAAAUCCGUUCAUUUUCGAGAAAGUGAAAGUGUCGAGUGAUAAGAAGUCCCUCCAAACUGAAUCGGAAAGUUUUCUUUUAGUGAAUACAAAACCAUCUUCAAACGACCACUUGCCAUUUCCAAAGGAUUUUACUUUUGAGUCAUGUCUACUACCUACGCGAUUCAAAGAAUUUGCAGAUAAAAUUCGAAAUUUCAAAGUGAAGAAAGAUGAUGUUUGGAUUUUGUCAUAUCCAGAUUCGGGUACAACCUGGGUGCAGAAUAUUGUUUGGCAAUUAAAACAUGGAAUAGAUCAGACAAAGGAACCGAUUUCAUCAUCUGAUGCUCUUUAUUUGGACGGAGAGUUUUUUGUCGAUAGUCCAAAUGAAGUGGCUAGGAAAAAUUUGAGUUCGAAAUUUGAAAAUUCAUUGGAAAGAGUGGAUAAUGAACCAUCGCCGCGAAUCAUAAUAUCACACCUUCCACCGAAUUUACUGCCAGUUGAUCUGUGGACCAUUCGACCAAAAAUCAUUUACAUUGCACGCAAUCCAAAAGAUGUGGCUGUUUCCAUGUUCCAUAUGCUACGCGAUGACUUUAAACACUUUUCGGGGACAAUUGAGGAAUAUUUGAAUCUGUUCCUUGAAGAGAGAAACUGGUACGCUCCAUUUUUUGCGCAUUGCACUAGUUUUUGGCAACUUCGUAACGAGAACAACUUUCUGUUUUUGAGCUAUGAAGAUGUGAUGGCAGAUCGAUUCAAGGGAGUUAAACGAGUUUCCGAGUUUUUACAUUGCUCCAACGUUAAGCAUGAGCUCAAGCUACUCAACGAUUAUCUACCCUUUGAAAAUACGCAGAUUGGCUGCAAAGGAGCCGAUCAAGAUUCGAACAAUCGAUCGUACCGUGAACGAAAACUUAGUGGAUUUAAGGAUGAAAUGAGUGAGGAGUUCAUCAAGAAAUUUGAUGAAUGGACAGCUUCCAAACUGAAGGACUCUGAUUUCAAAUUCAAUGUUUGAAUAAUAACGGACUUUUUAUAUAUUUGAGAGUUCUGAUAGACAUCAUUGUGUAAAAACAGAAAUUUGAGCAGAAAUUUGUUUUAAAUCGAUAUAAAAAUUACAAUCCAAAAA
Messenger RNA from Sitodiplosis mosellana (orange wheat blossom midge), 1299 nucleotides. RefSeq names its product sulfotransferase 4A1-like. Lineage: Eukaryota; Metazoa; Arthropoda; Insecta; Diptera; Cecidomyiidae. Gene Ontology annotation, cellular component: cytoplasm. The record is from RefSeq and is a predicted model, not a curated record. The coding region runs from base 166 to 1188 and encodes 340 amino acids. The transcript is spliced from 2 exons. Gene Ontology annotation, biological process: sulfation. Gene Ontology annotation, molecular function: sulfotransferase activity.